AUGGCACACUGGUGGUGGCCGGGUGGCGGAGCAGUGGUCGGCCGAAAAAAAAAAAGCGUCCGGGGAGCGGAGCGGAGGGCGGCCGGAAGCGGCGGCGGGGGCCAAGGAGGAGGCCAGGGGCUGCAGGCGGCGGCGGGCCGGGCAGCCGGCAGUGCAGGGAGGCGGCAGCUAGGCAGCGAGAAGGCCAGGGAGCUGGGUGCUUGGCGGUGUAGCGGGGCUAGGCUGGGCAGUGGCAGUGGAGCCAGGCGGAGCGGCUGGGUCGCACACGGGGGACCGGGAUCUGCAUGGCCGGCAGGGGCCGGAGACCGAGAGCUGUAUGGCCGGCGGGGGCCGGAGAAAUGGCGGCAGCGGCCGGAGAAGGAUGGAGGGGCCACCGACAGGGGCCGCAGGGGCCGGACUGACAGUUCUGACAGGCCUGUUAGUCCGGUACCCUGCGUUGAUGUGGAUGCAACAUUAAUGGGUAAAACUAGAAAGAAAGGGAACACACUUGCCACAAUUCAUAAGGUUUCAUGA
Molecule: messenger RNA, 513 nt
Organism: Cryptomeria japonica (Japanese cedar)
Lineage: Eukaryota; Viridiplantae; Streptophyta; Pinopsida; Cupressales; Cupressaceae
Exons: 2
Coding region: 1-513 (170 amino acids)
Source: RefSeq, a predicted model, not a curated record